Molecule: messenger RNA, 2027 nt
Organism: Sclerotinia trifoliorum
Lineage: Eukaryota; Fungi; Ascomycota; Leotiomycetes; Helotiales; Sclerotiniaceae
Source: the annotation of a GenBank genome assembly
CAAUCUUCUAAUCUUCUUCUACACGACAAGUGGAACUUAUAUUGUCAUAGCAUCCAUGGUCAUCAAUGAAAAUACUAAGGUUAAAAUAUGCUACUACAAAAAGGAACGCUGAGUGAAAUCUAAUGACACGAGAGAUUGUUCACAAAGAUGACCUUGUCUCUUUUGUUGUCAGUAGUAGACGAGUAACUGCUGCCACUUCGAAUUCCUCUGAAUCCAAUCGAGAUCUCAAAGAUGCAAUUGCAAUCUUUUGUAUACUACAAUCAUACCCACUUUCAAACCUUCAUGUCAAAUUUUUAAACGCAAUGUUGAGAUGGGUAUUCCAUUGUUCUCGGACAACCAUUUAGGAAUGUAAAGGUGAUAAUAAUAAAGGAUAAUACGAAUGCGUCAAUGUGCGGCUUAUAUACCAACACUGUUCCCUAAGUCUUCCUCCUUCUCCUUUGUACUCAUCGUCUAUAAGGCACCAUCUACUUUCCUGCUUCUUGAAUGCCAUAUCCACAAUAUUGGAAUUCAAUCUACGUGUUUUGUAUAAAAUCAAGUGCAGCCACGCUUCACGCGCCUCUCUCUACAAUGGAGGAAGGAAAUCCCAAACCAAAACGUCGCGAUGCUAUUCGUGACAGGUUAGAAUUUGAAUCUGCCUGUAAGUAAAUGUCCAGCACAUAAAUGGUUCGAUGCUAAUUACUUAUAUUAUAGGUCACCCGGGAGUAGAUGUUAAAGAACUCACUCACUUCGUUCAUAACACCGUGGUUAGCGGAACUUAUGUUGAUAAUUUAAACUACUGGCCAGCAAAAGGCAACAUACUAUGCCGUAAUUGUGGCAUAGAUACUUCUCGAGCCGGCCUCGGAUAUACUUCACGCAUCAAGCUUUACUAUGUAAAAGACAAUGAUGCUAUUUGGGAACUUGGCGGUCCGGAUGGGCAGUGGCUGCUGAGGGACGAAUUAAACAUCCCUGGUAUCGCUAUGAAAACGGACUAUACAACACAGGAAUUUCUUCGGGAAGCGAAUUCAGGUGUGCCUCUAGUGGAAAUGUACAGGUUUGGCGGAAAAGAUGACAAGUUCAAUUUUACAAUGAUGUCCCGGGCAAAAGGAAAAAUGUUAGGGGACGCUGCUGAAGAUCUCUGCGACGAACAACUCGCUGAUCUUGAGCACGAUUAUAGACGGGUUUUCAAAAUAAUAAGCCAGUUUACUAGUCCCUACAUGCAAAGAGUAGGUGGUGCAGAAGCUCUCGAUACUUGUAUUGGCAAUUGCAAGAAUUACGGCUGUAUCAAGACAGGACGCACUGAAGAAGAGUGGCUGGAAAACUUAACUCCCGGGAUGCGCAAAUCUCUUUUGUUGAAUAGUUGGUGGGAUAAUCGGCGUGGGCUCAAGGAUCCGGCAGUGCGAGGCGCUUGGGUCAAAAAAGCGGACGAAAAAAUAGCUGAGCUCAAGGCAAAGUUUCCAAGGGGUGGACCAUAUGUUUUAACCCAUGGAGAUUUUAAUGGGUCGAAUCUCUUUGCUUCAAAUGACAACGCAGAGAGAAAAUGGAAGGUCACCGCAGUGAUAGAUUGGGAAACGGCCAGUUAUUUGCCUUGGUGGGUAGGACUUCAUGACAUUUUCGGACUAUCCGUAAGAGAACAUGCAGAACUUUGGGAGUGUUUCCCCCCAGGAUUCACACUGGAUGACUGGGAGGCGCUGGUGAAGACCAUAAGGGAGAUAAAAAAAUUGUGGAUAGGUGGAGGGUAUCACGGUCAAAGUAAGCAUGGACUAGCGGAUGGAGCAAAUCACUGGUUUGGCCCCGACUUUUGUGAAUGCCGUAAAAUAAGACAACACUUUUUGGAGUGGCAUAUGGGGUGGUCGAAAGAGCAUCUGGAUGUGUUUGACCCUGAGCUUACGGAUACGGAUGAUGAUGAUGAUGCAAUAGAUGACAAUAAACACAAACACGGUAAACAUGAAAGAGAAUUUCAGCGGUGGUUCAAGGAAAUCAGCAUAUAGUUAGUUGGCUGAGCUAGCUUCUGCUUAUCUCAAUAUUUAGUUCGAAAUACUUGAAAUGAA